Messenger RNA from Melozone crissalis (California towhee), 671 nucleotides. RefSeq names its product p53 and DNA damage regulated 1 (gene PDRG1). The record is from RefSeq and is a predicted model, not a curated record. NCBI's taxonomy places the organism in Eukaryota, Metazoa, Chordata, Aves, Passeriformes, Passerellidae. The transcript is spliced from 5 exons. Gene Ontology annotation, biological process: protein folding. Bases 6 to 404 code for a protein of 132 amino acids. Gene Ontology annotation, cellular component: prefoldin complex.
CCGCCAUGGCCCGGGAUCCGGCCUUCGUGCUGCGCUACCUGGCCGAGGUGGAGGAGCUGGCCGAGGACGUGCUGGCGGCACGGCAGCAGAUCGUGGACCUGGACGUGAAGCGGAAUCGCAACCGCGAGGCCCUGCGGGCGCUGCAGAAGGACCCGGAGCCCGACGAGAAGGCCAUGGUGUGCUUCGGGGGCAUGUUCAUCGAGCUGCCGAAGGCGAAGACCCGGGAGAUGCUGCGCCAGGACCAGGAAGAGCUGGAUGAGGAGAUAAACAAGCUCCGGAAAGAGCUGCGGGUGAAGGUCAACCGGCUCUAUGAAGCUCAAGGUAAACCUGAGCUGAAGGGGUUUAACCUGAACCCCAUGUCUGCUGAGGAGAUGAAGCUCAUCAACCGCAUCCUGGAGGGCUGAGGUGGCCGUGCCAUUGUCACAGCGUGCUUGGCUGUCACUGGGGGCUCAUGUUUCAGUAACCACAGUCCCUGGGACUUGCAGGAUGUUGGUGUGUCCAGAGCCCACCCAGGUGAGGGCCCUGGGAAUGGUUUGGCUCCUCAGCUACAACUCUGCAGUUUCUUUGGACCACAAACUCUUUCCUGCUCUGUGCUGGACCUUGACACAGUGCUGGGUAAAAACCCCCAGCUGGGUUGGAAGUGGGAUCAUUAAAAUCACAGCAGUGGGACA